CCAAGGCCACUCGGAAUGCGAUUGCCAGCUCCCGCUCUCCUUCAACGCAGAAUCUCAUCUCUCCACCUGUAGACGAAUAUCUGAUUUGGGUUCACCACUGCUUAUCAUGUUGGAGGAGGAGGAUAUAUUUGCUGAAACAAUUGAAGAAGUUGCACCACCACCGAAUGGAUUUUCACCUGAAAUCAAACUGAGCCGGAGAGAGCAAUUACCACUUGCAGAGCAUGAAUCUGAUCUGGGACUUCCACAGAGCAUUCAGCCCCAGGAGGAAGAAGAAGAAGACGACGAAGAAGAAGAAGAAGAGAAGCUUAUGGAGAAGAGUGCAAAAAGUAUGAAGAAGAAAGCAAAGAGAGCACUAAGUGCGCGCUCAGAUCAGUACGGGGCCACAGUCAUCCUGAUAUCAAAUAUAAGCCUAAGAAAUUUCCAGAUGCUUAUAGUGCUGAUUUUAAAGCGACACAGAAAAGACUUAUAAAAAGAGCUGCAUUGCAGUUGGAACAAUGUGACGACAAUCAGUGUGAAGAUGGUUCUGAAGAUAGUGGCACUGAUAGUGAUGAAGAAAUUCAGGUUCCAGCAAAACAUUAUUGGUUGGAUAUAUGUUUGGGUGUAUGGGGAAAGGAAGAUGAUGCUGAUAUUAUAUCCCAAGUGAAAGCUACAACACAACUUUUUGAAAUUUUUACAAAUGGUUCAUAUGAUGUCAAGGGAGAUUCUGGUUGUGGGGCUAUUUUACAUGACUUUCAUCAUAGACCAAUAGUUGCCAGGUCGAAGGUGUUUUCUGUAGGGAAGUGUGUCUCACCAUUUAUUCUACAGUUGGAAGGGGUUGCUUUAGGGGUAAAACUUGCUAUGCAGUAUGACGCUUUUCCUUUCUAUCUUUACUGUCCAUCUGAAAGUGUUUGUUACUUUGUUGAGCAAAAUUGGAGCCGCAAAGGUAAGUGUCGAUGUAGUGGCAUAUGGGAAACUGUCGAAAAUCGCUGCAAAGCUUGUUCGAAACGGCUGAUGUUUCAUGGAGAUCACAAAGACCAUGAAGCUGCUUUUGAACUCACCGAAGGUAUUUUCUCAGAUAUUUCUAAACUUAAGAGGCGAGGUCUACCUUGGUUCUCUAUGCGUGACAGUGAAAAGAAUGUGGCUGCAUAUCAUGUCGCAAGUCUUCUACAAGAUAAGGACUAUAAACUAAAGGAAAUUGGGGAGUUGAAGGAGCUGUGGGACAUAAUCUAUACAGAAGCCUUUGGGAUCUUUUUUGAAUAAGCCUUCUGUCCUAUGCUCGUUUUGCCAGGACAGGAUUUGAACUAGUAGACAAUGUGUAAUAUCCAGGAGUUGCAUCCACAAAUCUCUUUCAGCUGCAACUUUGCAGAAAAAACUCAUGUUAACAGUGAACGGAAAUAGAUCUUUCUCACCUGCUCUUGGUUAGCAGGUGAGUUUUUUGUUUAUUUUUGGUGGUACAGUCUUUUGUACCCUUUCUUUGAUCAACAUAUUUUCCUUUAUCGGUCAAAAACAGAAAACAAAUAAUUACAGUGCUGAGCAAAGAUUAAAAGAUUAUUACAUUGUACAUAAACAACUAUGAUAAAAUCUUCUUAUACACAGUAAUAAUAUAUAUGAGAAAACUUGAAAAUCUUCUCAUAAACUUGAUAUAUGAGAGACAAAAGAGAACCUAUUUCCGAAACUAGAACGGCUUAAGUACAUCCUAUAAAUAUUGUUUGUUUUUCAGUCAUACAUGU
Molecule: messenger RNA, 1709 nt
Organism: Papaver somniferum (opium poppy)
Lineage: Eukaryota; Viridiplantae; Streptophyta; Magnoliopsida; Ranunculales; Papaveraceae
Exons: 6
Coding region: 107-469 (120 amino acids)
Source: RefSeq, a predicted model, not a curated record